AACGGAAAACGACUCCAUGUCUUUUUUCCCCCUGUCUCCCUUAUUUUACUCCUCUUGCCUCUUGGUUCGCCUGGUUGCUUUGCUUCGUCUACUUCUCAACAUCCCCACGAAAAGCCGAGGAUUGGACUCACUCCACCGGAAGCGUGUGUACGCACGGACCCCUCGGCCCUCGCCCCCGCACGGCCAUGGCAGCCGCCGUCUCCCCCUCAUCCUCGCCCCUGUCCACAAACCCUAUGUAGCACAGGAGUUCCCGCCGUCAGAUCCCCGAUACCCCGCACAGCCGCGCCGAUCUGUACCCCGCGGCUAGAUUUCUGGGUGUGAAAGAGCGCCUUUUUUAGAAGUUCUUAGCUUGAGAGAUUUUGGGAAGGGAGAGUGCUGGAAUAAUGGAGCCGAGGGUCGGGAACAAGUUCCGGCUUGGGCGCAAGAUCGGGAGCGGCUCUUUCGGGGAGAUCUACCUCGGCACCAAUAUCCAGACGAACGAGGAGGUUGCGAUUAAGCUGGAAAAUGUGAAGACAAAGCAUCCUCAGUUGCUCUAUGAAUCAAAGAUUUAUAGGAUUCUACAAGGAGGAACUGGAAUACCGAACGUCAGAUGGUUUGGUGUAGAAGGAGACUACAAUGUCUUGGUUAUGGAUUUACUUGGACCAAGCCUUGAGGAUCUAUUUAAUUUCUGCAGCAGGAAAUUAUCUCUGAAGACUGUACUUAUGCUCGCUGAUCAGAUGAUAAAUCGAGUGGAAUUUGUUCAUUCAAAGUCUUUUCUGCAUCGAGAUAUUAAGCCAGAUAAUUUCCUCAUGGGUCUUGGAAGACGAGCUAAUCAGGUCUAUGUUAUAGACUUUGGCCUUGCUAAAAAAUACAGGGAUACCUCAACGCAUCAGCACAUCCCAUACAGGGAGAACAAGAACUUGACAGGAACUGCAAGAUAUGCUAGUGUGAACACCCAUCUUGGCAUUGAACAAAGCCGAAGAGAUGACUUGGAAUCUCUUGGAUAUGUACUCAUGUACUUCCUGAGGGGCAGCCUUCCUUGGCAAGGUCUUAAAGCAGGAACAAAGAAGCAAAAGUAUGAGAAAAUUAGCGAGAAGAAAGUUGCAACAUCAAUUGAGGCUCUAUGCCGUGGGUAUCCUACAGAGUUUGCAUCAUAUUUCCAUUAUUGCCGUUCACUGCGAUUUGAUGACAAGCCUGACUAUUCCUACCUCAAGCGAUUAUUCCGUGACCUUUUUAUCCGUGAAGGUUUUCAGUUUGACUAUGUCUUUGACUGGACAAUAUUGAAGUAUCAACAAGCUCAAAUUGCCACUGCUCCACCCCGUGCGGGCCAUGGCGCUGGGCCUUCUGGGUUGGCACCUGCAUUACAGAAUGAUAGGCAACCAGGCCCUGAGGAAGCAAGGACUAGUGGUUGGUCAUCAAUGGAUCGGCGUCGUGCCCCACUACCAAUUACAAGUGUGGGGACAUUAUCUAAGCAGAAAGCACCGGUAGGGAAUGAUGCUACUGUUUCUAGAGACGCUGUGAUAUCUGGACCAAAUUUCUUGGGAAGGUCAAGUGGAUCUUCAAGGAGGCCUGUUAUCUCGAGUAGCCGCGAUGCGGUGGUCACCGAUAGUUCCGAGCCUUCACGAGCGCGCACAACUGAUGCAAGCCCUGGGGUUUUCCGCAGAGCCUCAGGUCCUCAGAGAAGCUCACCUGUCCACUCUGCAGAACAGAAGCGCUCAUCCUCAGGCCGUCAUCCAUCUAAUGCGAAGAACUACGAUUCCGCUCUCAAAGGCAUUGAAGGCCUUACUUUAGAUGGCGACGAGAGGGUUCAGUACUAGAGCGGCAAGAAGAAAUUCUACAUCCCCUGUAAAAAAGCAUAACCAGGUGGUAAGCAUUGUGUUUCCUGUUGAGUUUUGGAUCAACAGGAAACAGAAUGAUGGAAGGAGGAUCUGGUCACGUGUUGUGCGGUUUCGGGUUGCCUUCUGAGCAAGGUAAAUAAACGGUCCUGUCCGAGGCGCUUCAAACCUAGCUCUCGUAAUGUUAUCGUCAUGUAUGUAAAUGUGUCUUAUAGUGAGCCUAUUUUGUUGUUCCAAUCCUUACGGUGUUCCAUUCUGAGGUGCUGAACCUUGGGGCAACAAGGCUGAAGCUGGUAGGGACUUCAAUUGGAGAACUGGGGUUCAAGCAUGUAGAAUUUUAAAAUCGGUUCAUUUGUCUGGACAAUGUUCCUGACUAGUAAUGUGAUCGCAAGACAAACGAUGUUAUUUCUCUCUGUGGUUAUCGAUAUGUCCAUCUCUUCACA
Messenger RNA from Zea mays, 2257 nucleotides. Its product is annotated as casein kinase 1-like protein 2. Gene Ontology annotation, molecular function: protein kinase activity; ATP binding. The coding region runs from base 384 to 1796 and encodes 470 amino acids. The record is from RefSeq and is a predicted model, not a curated record. Lineage: Eukaryota; Viridiplantae; Streptophyta; Magnoliopsida; Poales; Poaceae. The transcript is spliced from 14 exons. Gene Ontology annotation, biological process: protein phosphorylation.